Messenger RNA from Zea mays, 944 nucleotides. RefSeq names its product ZFP16-2. Bases 135 to 656 code for a protein of 173 amino acids. The transcript has a single exon. NCBI's taxonomy places the organism in Eukaryota, Viridiplantae, Streptophyta, Magnoliopsida, Poales, Poaceae. The record is from RefSeq and is marked validated.
AACCCAACCUAACCCACAAGCCACACAACCCAAGCACAAAACACAUCACCGCAUCUUUUUCCUUCCGAGCUGUACGUAUCUGCAGAGAGAGAGAGAGAGAGAGAGAGAGAGAGAGAAAGAUUAGGUCAGAGACCAUGAAGCACCCGAGGCCGACGGAGCAGGAUGUGUCGCUGGCGCUGUCGCUGAGCACGGACUCGUCCACGACGACGUCCGACUCGGCGGGGACGCCACCGGCGAAGCGGGCGCGGGCGCGGGCGCGGCGGCGGGGCGCCGUGGUGGCCACGUCGGGGGAGGGCGAGUUCGUCUGCAGGACCUGCAGCCGCGCCUUCCCCUCGUUCCAGGCGCUGGGCGGCCACCGCACCAGCCACCUGCGCGCGGGCCGCCACGGCCUCGACCUCGGCGUCGUCGGCGCCCGGGCGCUCAAGCAGCACAAGCAGCAGGCCGCCAACGCCAACGCCAACGGCUGCGAAGGAGGCAAGCAGCGGCACGAGUGCAACGUCUGCGGGCUCGGCUUCGAGAUGGGCCAGGCGCUGGGCGGCCACAUGCGGAGGCACCGCGAGGAGGAGAUGGGCGCCGCCGACGCCUGGGUCACCCUCUGGCGCACCGAGGCGUCGCGCGCCGCCGACCCGCCCGUCUUGCUCGAGCUCUUCGCUUAGAUCGAUCCGGCCGGCAUAGGGUCGGGCUAAUCCCUCCUUGUUAUUUGGGGGGAGGCUAACUCGUCAUCUAGACAUCUAGUAGCGUCGGUAGUUUAAUCCAGGACAUGUAAAUCGUAUUGGUUCGUUCGUUGCCUUUUUUUUGUAAUUACGCUAGUAUAGUACUAGCUUCUGCUGUGUUUAGCGGUUCGGUCAUGGGGCCGGUUGGAUUCCGAUACGAAUGUCAGAGAACUGAUUUCAUUCAUACUAUAUUGCUGGAACAUAUAACAGGAUCGAUGAUUCCUUGGUUCC